Molecule: messenger RNA, 2993 nt
Organism: Tachysurus fulvidraco (yellow catfish)
Lineage: Eukaryota; Metazoa; Chordata; Actinopteri; Siluriformes; Bagridae
Gene: fzd7a
Product: frizzled class receptor 7a
Exons: 1
Coding region: 555-2237 (560 amino acids)
Biological process (GO): non-canonical Wnt signaling pathway; canonical Wnt signaling pathway
Cellular component (GO): plasma membrane
Molecular function (GO): Wnt receptor activity; Wnt-protein binding
Source: RefSeq, a predicted model, not a curated record
ACACUGUGCGCUGCGUGCUCGCGCUCAAACCGUGCAGAGAGAGACGCGAUUUUACAAGCGCUCCGAGACGCGACGACGCAGAGACGCGUUACUCCCGAGACAGAGCUAUAACCUGGGGGAAAAGUUUAUACGCGCAGAACAAUACAUCCUCCUUUCAAGGACACCGAGGAAUCUAUGGAAAGUUAAAAUCGAUAAAGGAUUGUUCAUGGAGUGUAUAAUGCACUUUGGAGCGACUUGGUGAUCUCCAGAAGGUUUUUGGCCACUUUAAAGGACAAAAACACGCACAGUACACAAUUAGACUGUUGCUUUUUUUUUGUUUGUGCUGUGUGUGGAAGGGUAUUUUUUGUGAACUUGUUGGGUGUGAGUUAACAUGCGCUUCUUAACACUUGGACUGAGUUGGUGUUGAAGAAAAACCCGACGCGAGCUAAAGCGCAACAGCUGGAAAGGAUUUCCUCCAGUUGUAAUUGGGAGAAAUUCUGUGGUGGACUAAACAGGCCUGGUUUUCUUUCUUUUCUUUUUUUAACCACACUUUGAAAAGAAAGACAGUAUAAAUAAUGACGGCUUUCGCCAAAAUGCCUCUGCAUGCAGAACGUGUGCGCUUUCUCCUUGCGACUCUGUGCCUUUUGUGCUUCACGACGAGCAGCGGUCAGUACCACGGUGAGAAGGGCAUCUCGGUCCCGGAGCACGGAUUUUGCCAGCCCAUCUCCAUUCCUCUGUGCACGGACAUUGCGUACAAUCAGACCAUCAUGCCCAAUCUUCUGGGUCACACAAACCAGGAGGACGCCGGACUAGAGGUGCACCAGUUCUACCCGCUGGUAAAAGUGCAGUGCUCGGCUGACCUCAAGUUCUUUUUGUGUUCCAUGUACGCGCCUGUGUGCACGGUGCUGGAGCAGGCCAUUCCGCCAUGUCGUUCUCUGUGUGAACGGGCCAGACAGGGCUGUGAAGCGCUCAUGAACAAGUUCGGCUUCCAGUGGCCCGAGCGCCUGCGCUGCGAGAACUUCCCAGUACACGGCGCGGGUGAGAUCUGCGUGGGCCAGAACACAUCAGAGGCCGGAAGUCCAACGUCCGACCCGACACCGUACGUGCCCAAUCUGUACACAUUGCCGCCAAGUCCAGGUAAAAACACUCAGCAGUUCACUUGCCCACUGCAGCUGAAAGUGCCUUCGUACCUCAACUACUACUUCAUGGGCGAGAAGGACUGCGGCGCUCCGUGUGAACCCGCCAAGCCCAACGGCCUCAUGUACUUCCGUGAAGAAGAGGUAAAGUUUGGACGUCUCUGGGUUGGCAUCUGGUCCAUUCUGUGUUGCGUGAGCACCCUCUUCACUGUGCUCACCUAUUUGGUGGACAUGAGGCGAUUCCGCUACCCGGAGAGACCCAUCAUCUUCCUGUCUGGAUGCUACUUCAUGGUGGCCGUGGCCUAUGCGGCGGGUUUCUUCCUAGAGGACAAGGUAGUUUGCAUCGACAAAUUCAACGAGGAUGGUUACAAGACAGUGGCGCAGGGUACAAAGAAAGAAGGAUGCACUAUUCUCUUUAUGAUCCUAUACUUCUUCGGCAUGGCGAGCUCCAUCUGGUGGGUCAUCCUGUCCCUCACGUGGUUCCUCUCAGCCGGCAUGAAGUGGGGCCAUGAGGCCAUCGAGGCCAACUCGCAAUACUUCCACCUAGCAGCGUGGGCCGUACCUGCGGUCAAGACCAUCACUAUCCUCGCCAUGGGUCAGGUGGACGGAGACCUGUUGACGGGAGUGUGCUAUGUGGGCAUAUACAGCGUGCCGUCUCUUCGGGGCUUCGUAUUGGCACCGCUCUUCGUUUACCUCUUCAUCGGCACGUCGUUCCUUCUGGCAGGCUUCGUGUCGCUCUUCCGCAUUCGCACCAUCAUGAAGCACGACGGCACGAAGACUGAGAAGCUGGAGAAGCUCAUGGUGCGCAUCGGGGUGUUCAGCGUGCUCUACACUGUGCCCGCGACCAUCGUGAUCGCCUGUUACUUCUACGAGCAAGCUUUCCGUGAGCAUUGGGAGAAGACGUGGCACAUGCAGACGUGCAAGCGCUUCGCUGUGCCCUGUCCGGCCGGCAACUUCGCACCCAUGUCGCCCGACUUCACUGUAUUCAUGAUCAAGUACCUGAUGACCAUGAUCGUGGGGAUCACGUCCGGCUUUUGGAUUUGGUCUGGGAAAACGCUGCAGUCGUGGUGCAGGUUUUACAAAAGACUCAGUAACAGUAACCAGGGUGAGACGACUGUAUGAAAACGGGACACGACCCCGACAGUGAAACACAAGACUGAAAUGAUGAGAAAACUGGUUUGCCAUGCCUGGACGACACUUUUUUUUAUAAAAAUGUAUUUUCAAUUUCCGAGACACAUUGAGCCCAAACACAAAGCUGAAGCGUUCUGCUGUUCCAAAUAAACCUUACAUGCUUUAUAGACAUUUCGCUUUGUCUUUUGAGAAAUUCAAUUCUGUGGACACUCCAAAAACGUGCCAGCAUGUUUUCCCCAAACAUACGGCUUAACUCGCCUUUGUUGUCUUCAUGUGGAAGAAUUUGUUUGACUUUGUCUCUAUGUAACAGUAUAUUUUACACGUGAUCUCUGCGCAUAUUAAGGCCUACAUUUCACGCGCUGUAAUCGGCAUAGUACAUGUAGCGCUCAUUACUGUGGAAUCGUGUUGUUUUUACUGACCGUGUUUUGCUUUACAGAUGUAUCCUCUCUAGUCUUCUAUGGACUUGUAUGACUUUCAGAGCCACCCGCUGACAAUCAUGCAUCGUUCAUGUGGCACAAAGGCGCUUUGGGUUUGGGGUUGGAGAGCUACAUGCAUGUGUCGAGCUGGGAAAUUAUGCAAGCUCCUUUUAAAGUGCGUAACUUGUAAAUAAUCACCCUUUCUUAAAGAAUAUAUGUAUUUAUGAAGAUAAUCUUGUUGUUUUUUUACUUGAUUUUUUAAACAGAAAAAUUGGUAAGAGGACAUUUGCAUAUGUACAGUUUCACCGAAUAAAAACGAUUAGAUUUUUAA